AUGUCUCGUCCUGCACACGGAAGACCAGAAUACCAUAAAAUAAACAAAGAUCUCUUUGUCCUCACCUAUGGAGUUCUGGUUGCCCAACUCUGUAAGGAUUAUGAAAAAGAUGAAGAUGUGAAUAAAUAUUUAGAUACAAUUGUUGCUUUCAAGAUGUACUUGGGCAUUACACCAAGUGUGACAUGUAACAAUUCAAGCAGAAAUGAAUUUUCCCUGAUUCCAGACAAGAAUCCUCUGGUGGAGUUUGUGGAAGAGCUCCCUGCUGGGCGAUCUUCUCUGUGCUACUGCAAUUUACUCUGUGGGAUUAUCAGAGGGGCCCUGGAAAUGGUUCAUUUGGCUGCUGAUGUUACAUUCUUGCAAGACAGACUAAAAGGCGACAGUGUGACAGAAAUAGGAAUAACAUUUCUGAAAAAGCUGGAUGAGGAAAAAUACAGAUGGAAAAAAUGA
This is a messenger RNA of Eubalaena glacialis (North Atlantic right whale), 447 nucleotides long. RefSeq names its product trafficking protein particle complex subunit 3L (gene TRAPPC3L). Gene Ontology annotation, biological process: intra-Golgi vesicle-mediated transport; endoplasmic reticulum to Golgi vesicle-mediated transport. Gene Ontology annotation, cellular component: cytosol; cis-Golgi network membrane; TRAPP complex. The transcript has 4 exons. The record is from RefSeq and is a predicted model, not a curated record. Bases 1 to 447 code for a protein of 148 amino acids. NCBI's taxonomy places the organism in Eukaryota, Metazoa, Chordata, Mammalia, Artiodactyla, Balaenidae.